Messenger RNA from Macrosiphum euphorbiae (potato aphid), 408 nucleotides. The record is from the annotation of a GenBank genome assembly. Lineage: Eukaryota; Metazoa; Arthropoda; Insecta; Hemiptera; Aphididae.
AUGGAUAGAAUUUCUUUGGCGGAUAUUUAUACUUUUUGUAGUGCUACUCCGAACACACGAAAUAUGGUUGAAGGAGAAAAUAUCUUAAAUAGUGGACAUCUAAUAAAUUGUGGAUAUAUUAUUAGUAAAGAUUUAAAGGAAAUUAAUAUAUUAGGUAUGUGUUUACAAACUUCAGCAAUAAGGGAUAAACCACAUAAUAAAACUGGAAGCUUACAAUUAAAUGAAAAUGGUUUAAAAGUAACAAAAAUAUUAUGUACAUGCAAAGCCGGAAAUAGUCAAAAGUGCAAACAUAUUGUGUCAACAUUACUUUAUCUGAACAGGAAUGGGAUUAGUUCAUUAGAACCUAUUUCUCAAACUGAUUUAAAGUGUUCUUGGAGUGGACAUUAUUUGGACGAGGUGGAAAUUUAG